AUGGAUCUGCUCGACUUUGUCAACCUGAAAGUCUUUGGCAACAGCGCAUUCCGAGAGCAGCAGCGCCGAGUCAUUGAGACCGUCCUGAAGGACCGAGAUGCUUUUGUGCUGAUGCCGACCGGUGGAGGAAAGAGCCUGUGCUACCAGCUUCCUGCAGUCAUCUCACGAGGGCUCACUGUAGUCAUCUCGCCUCUGCUGUCUCUCAUGCAAGACCAGGUGAGGGCCCUGGUGACCACAGCCAGUGGAGGGGUCCCGGCUACAUACCUCAACUCACAGCAGACUGAGAGGGAGAAGAGGGCUGUCUUCAGUGAGCUGCAGAAAGAGCAGCCAACAGUGAAGCUGCUGUACAUCACCCCAGAGCAGUUGGUAGCCAGUGCAGCACUCGCCUCAACUUUGGAGUCCCUGCAGAGGAGAGGCCUUCUGGCUCGCUUUGUGGUGGACGAGGCUCACUGCGUCUCCCAAUGGGGCCACGACUUCAGACCAGACUACAAGAAGAUUGGCGAGGUCAAGGCAUCGAAGUUCUCCAGGAUCCCGAUUCUGGCUCUGACUGCCACUGCAACGGACAAAGUGAAGACAGAUGUCCUGAGCAUCCUGGGCAUGUCCAGCUGUCCUGUCUUCACGGUGAGCUUUUUCAGGAGCAAUUUGGUUCUGUCUGUGGUGAAGAAGCCCACUGGCAGGACCCCAGAAGGGAAGCCAGCCGAGCUGGAAGCACUUGUGAACUACAUCAAAGCACAAGGGAAGAAUGCCAGCGGGAUUAUAUAUGUCAUUUCCAGGGACAAUACAGCCACAGUUGCAGCAUACCUGAAGGAGGAGGGGGAGAUCUCUGCGCACAGCUACCACGCUGGCAUGACGCCCAAGCAGCGGGUGAAGGUGCAGAACGACUGGCGAAGUGGGGAGCUGCAGGUCGUGGUUGCCACCAUUGCCUUUGGAAUGGGCAUCGACAAGCCAGACGUGCGCUUCGUGGUCCACUACAGCCUGUCAAAGUCCAUUGAGGGCUACUACCAGGAGGCGGGCAGGGCGGGGCGGGACGGCAAGCACUCAGAGUGCGUGCUGCUGUACGCGGCGGGCGACAUCCCCCGGCUCGUGCGGCUGCUGCGCGGCGGCCGCGGCCGCUCCAAGGCCAAAUUCACCAAGGGCAUGGAGCUUCUGAACAAGGCACGCUGGCAUCCUGCUCUAUUUGAUAUUGUGGCGUGCCGGCACAGCCUGCUGCUAGACUACUUUGGCGAGCGCUUUGCCGCCGGCCGCUGCGGCCAGGCCUGCGACAACUGCCUCGCCAGGCACAUGCACAGCCCUCGCCAGGACACCGUGUGGCAGGUGCAUCUCCCUGUACAUCUGCUGCAGGCUUGCGUUGACGUGUCCUUUUCAUGA
Molecule: messenger RNA, 1368 nt
Organism: Coccomyxa subellipsoidea C-169
Lineage: Eukaryota; Viridiplantae; Chlorophyta; Trebouxiophyceae; Coccomyxaceae
Product: ATP-dependent DNA helicase
Exons: 13
Coding region: 1-1368 (455 amino acids)
Biological process (GO): double-strand break repair via homologous recombination
Cellular component (GO): nucleus; cytoplasm; chromosome
Molecular function (GO): ATP binding; nucleic acid binding; four-way junction helicase activity
Source: RefSeq, a predicted model, not a curated record